Molecule: messenger RNA, 1250 nt
Organism: Suillus clintonianus
Lineage: Eukaryota; Fungi; Basidiomycota; Agaricomycetes; Boletales; Suillaceae
Exons: 9
Coding region: 188-1135 (315 amino acids)
Source: RefSeq, a predicted model, not a curated record
GGAACACCAACAAUUUGAAUAAGACUGCCGCAAAAUCGAUUUCCCCGACUGUCUGCCAAGAUCGAGGGGAUCUGCCCACUCAUCAUGGAUCAUGUUUCUAGCACUAGGUCACGCUCUACACGUACGCGGAUGAGUAUAUGUAAGAGCUGAUAGACCGCGAUUUGGGCUUGGUUCACCUCGGGCGAACAUGCCACUUCCUGCCGCCGACCGCAUGUCCAUAACCUCGGCAUGGUUAGAGUCUAUAGUUUAUGGAAUCAGUUGCAUGCUUUUUAGCGUAUGCAUGCAUGUCCUAUUUAACCGGGGCAAGAGAGCACAUUGGGUUAUUCCCGUGUCAUGCUUUUUCCACUUUUCAAUCGCGACAGCACACAACAUCUGCUGCCUGUUUCGUUCCCUACAGGCCUUCACGAAUCCUGCUAUAAUAUCCGUUCCCAACGGAAGUAUCUUAUACCUCCUCAGGCCCACAACCUUGGCGUUGACGAUGGCGGCAUUGUACAUUAUGAAUACGUUUGCUCUAAACUUACUGCUAAUCUGGAGGCUGUAUGUGGUUUGGAAUCACAACCGGAUCCUUGCUAUCAUCAUGCUAAUUCUGGAAGCUGGACGAAUCUCAACUGCUGUCGCGGCCUGGGCCGUGGUUCUUCGGUUCCGUCAAGUCUUCUCACACACUGUCUUCGCUUUGUCAAAAACUAGUUUUGCGCUUGAUUUCGUCUUCACUGUCAGCGUCACGUCCGGAAUCGCAUAUCGUCUUUGGCGCGCAGGCAAAGAUGUAUCUCAUUUGACUGACCACAAUGCCUACAAAGCUGUCAUAUACGCUUUCAUCGAGUGUGGUGCGAUCUAUACCAGCAGUAUUUUGGUACUGAGCGCUCUGAGCAUGUCCGGCAGCCUAGCUGGCGUCAUGGCCAUUGACGUUAAUGUCCAGAUUGCUACCUUGACACCUCUUCUUCUCCUCGUCAGUGUUAGCCGUAGCCUGACGAAAAGUGAUCUGCAUUUCGAUAUUCCGGCGACUACGGGACUCGUCUUCGUUCGACCAGUCCAGGUCAAUAUGACCGAGGGGAUCUGUACCCACCCUGUGGAGACUAUGGAUUCUAGUCUUCGGAAGACUCACAGUAUGCGGUCAUAUCAUGACAAUGUAGCGUGACACCGGCUAGAAGCAUCUCAUGCCUUGUAUUGUAUUGAGGGAGGGAGGGAGGAUAGAUGUACCAAUAAACAUGUAUUUUAGUUCUUCAUGAAUGAAGAUGAAGAUCGUCCAAGGA